Molecule: messenger RNA, 2178 nt
Organism: Trichomonas vaginalis G3
Lineage: Eukaryota; Parabasalia; Trichomonadida; Trichomonadidae
Product: leucine-rich repeat, isoform f-related family
Exons: 1
Coding region: 1-2178 (725 amino acids)
Source: RefSeq, a predicted model, not a curated record
AUGUCAAGCAAGGAACGCGAGUUCCUUGAGCAAGUCAUUCCGAUUUUCGCAAUUGAUAAAGUCAAAAUUUACUGGGUUGGAGAUGUUGAGAAAGUCGGACGGAGUAAUACGCUGAAAAAAAGGCUUUUAGUGAUUGGUUCACCAGGAAUCUUCUUAGUAAACCAAAAAAGCUUUGCUUUCCAGUCCAAUCUCUGCAAUUCCAUUAGUUUUUAUGACCUUUCUCAGAUCUUUUUGUCAAAUUGCAACUUAACUUUUUCAAGUAAGUCAAAACAGAUAAUCAUUAGAUCAGACAAAGCGUACAAGCUUGCCAUGAAUGUCUAUAUGAUCAGGCAAUCUCUCUUUCCAACUGACUUAUUACCACUUCAUUUGUCAAUAACUACAAUCACUCAGCCUGAAAACGUAUCAAUGCGCCCGUUCCCUCUUGAUACACUAUUUUUCGAUCGUACUAUUUCAUGUAUUUAUCAUCUUAUGCCUACUUUUGAGAAAAAAAAUCAACAUGUUUUAACAUACAUCGAAAAUUCAAUAUCAAAAACGAUUCUUAUAGAUUACAAAUUCCUCAAUUGUUCUGCCACACAGCCUCUCAUCUUAUCUCUCGCUUACGAACAAGAUAUCGAACAUAUUCAUCUCAAAAAUAUACGAUUAGCAGACUUUUUCAAAGACGCAAUCAAAAUAAUAAGUGUAAACAGAUUUAUUAAGCGUAUUACACUAGAAAAUAUUGAUUUCACAGAUGCUGAUUCGAUGGUUACAAAAAUUUUCUCAACAAAACGAGCUUUUAAGCCAAAAUUCUGGAGUUUCAUCAAUUGCAACUUAACCACUCAAAGUUUCAUCAAGUUUUUCGAUAAUAUUCCAGCAUUUGAAACAGAAAUUACCGGAAUUGAAAUAAUUCAAUGCAUUACAGGAGACAUGAUAUCAUUCUUCCAGACAAUCUUCUUCAAUGACUGUUUCCACAAUCUUUCUCACAUAACUAUUGAUAGAAUUAAUAAUCCAGUAUUUGUAUCGACAAAUGUACUUGAACUUGCCAAUACAUCAUGGGUUCUCGAAAAGCAUUGCUUAAACACUAUAAAAGUAAGGAAUAUGGGCAUCGACGGUUCGUAUUUAUUAGAUAAGUUAUUACUCUUCGAAAUUGGCCUUAAAUACCUUGAUAUUAGCGGAAAUAAUGUUGAGGCGGCGCUCCAAGCUAAUCGAGCUACCGUAAAAGACUUCAAAUUGUCUAAUUGUAGAAUUACAGAGAAUUUUUUGGUUUCUUUCUUCAAAUUAGUUGAAGAAAGCGACACCUUCAAGCUUAUUGAUCUCAGCGCCAUGAAGAUCUCCGAGGAUGACCUCAUAAACUUCUUCAAAAAGUCUAAAAAUGCAAAAUAUCCUUCAGUUGAAACAUUAAUUUUCUCAGAAAAUAAAUUGAAUGAAGAGGAAAUGUCACUUUUUGCAGAUUUCAUAGGAUGUUUUCCAAAACUUAAGAAAUUAUGUUUAGAUGACUGUUUAAUUGCCAAUAACCUCGAAAAAGUUUUCGAUUCCCUUUCAAAUUUGUCACUUUUGUCUGAUUUAUCAUUAAAGGCAAGUAAAAGUGACGAAAGCUUGGUAUUGGGCGACCAAAUUGUUACUUACUGCAUGAAGAUAAAGUCACUGAAGUCGUUGGAUCUAACAAACCAAAGUAUUGGCUCGAAAGGAUUAGAAAUAAUUAUGCAAAGCGAGGAUCAUAAGUUUGAUGAGCUUUACUUUGAUGGAAGCAACAGUUCGUUAGAUGUUUUGUUCAAUUUCUGCAAUUAUCUUUUGAAAACAAAGAUAAGACACAGUUUAUUCCCUGAAAACGAUUUCAAACAAUGUUUCUCAAGUUCUGAUAGACCUUCAGACUACUCAGAACAAAGGAAGCUAUCUAAUGAUCUCAAAGAACAGUUUACAAAGAGAUUCCCUCUCUUAAACAAAUCAUCUGACGUAACUUUCACACCUACAAACCUCCCUCAAAGGCCAAGUAAAAUUGUCAAAUCUCCGAGUAUUCCUAACUCUGGUCUUUCCAAUUUGGCUCAGUCUGAAGAUUACGCAAACCUUGUUUUAAGGCCACAGAUGAUUCAGAAAAUUCUCGAUGAAUGUCUUUGGGGAGAAAGAUCCGAACCUAUUGUUGUUAUCGCUCAACAACAGGAAGAACUGUUUUCUUUAGAUAAAUUGAUCGAUUCGAUCAAUUAA